Molecule: messenger RNA, 2457 nt
Organism: Pichia membranifaciens NRRL Y-2026
Lineage: Eukaryota; Fungi; Ascomycota; Pichiomycetes; Pichiales; Pichiaceae
Exons: 1
Coding region: 1-2457 (818 amino acids)
Biological process (GO): tRNA splicing, via endonucleolytic cleavage and ligation
Cellular component (GO): nuclear inner membrane
Molecular function (GO): GTP-dependent polyribonucleotide 5'-hydroxyl-kinase activity; RNA ligase (ATP) activity; ATP binding
Source: RefSeq, a predicted model, not a curated record
AUGAGUAGUACACAAUUUGAGCCAAUACAGUUCUCGGCCGAAGAGCAGCAAAAACAGGACAACGAAGCCAGAGAGCUUGUGUCUCAUUUACUUGAGCUGACAGAAAGUGUACAUGAUGCAAAGAUAAACCACAUACGAAAAAUAGAAAAUGUUAUUUGUGGAACAGAUAUACCCAUUCUCAGUUGGAGAUUCAGUGAGUGGGAUUAUUACAGCAAGAAAAUUGAACUGCCAACACAGGCAAGAGGUUUGUUCACCACCAAAGAGGGCGUUAUCAUUUGUCGAGGAUAUGACAAGUUCUUUAACUUUGAAGAACUCUCUUCUGUAAAGGAAGAGGAGUUGCGGAACAACACCAAGGGGCCAUACACAGUGACAGUGAAGAGUAACGGAUGUAUUGUUUUUAUUUCCGGUUUAGCAAAUGGAAAACUGGUCGUGUGCUCUAAACAUUCAACAGGCACAAGAACAGACCUUUCAAGAAAUCACGCAAUGGUGGCUCAAGAAGCUUUGGAAGUACAACUGAAAAAAUAUGGUAAAUCACUGGAAGAUUUGGGUAAGUUGUUACACAAAUAUAGAAUAACUGCCGUUUGUGAAUAUUGUGAUGAUCGGUUCGAAGAACAUGUUCUUGAAUACAAAGAGAACAAGGCAGGCCUAUAUUUACAUGGCUUGAAUAUGAACACCGUUGAAUUCAAAACUUAUCCCAUGGAAAAAGUUCAACAAUUUGCUGAAAUGUUUGGAUUCAGGGAAACAAAGUUUAGAAAGCUUGAUACCUUCGACCAAACCUUGCAGUUUUUGAAAGACUCAAACAAAACGGGAAAAUUUGAAGGUGAGGAGAUUGAAGGAUUUGUUGUACGUUGUUCUAAGAUGGUUGAUGAGAAAGCCAACGAUUUUUUCUUCAAGUAUAAGUUUGAAGAACCAUAUCUAUUAUACAGGGAACUGCGUGAAAUUACAAAACAAUUUAUAACACAAGGUCCAGAAAACUUGAAAUUUGGGAAACAUAAGCUAAUUUGUAUGGAUUACAUGAAAUACAUCAUGCCUUAUCUGGUAACAAAUGAGAAGUUAAAACAAGAGUAUUUGGAGAAUAAAGGUAUUAUUGAGCUACGCAAGAGAUAUUUUGAAAGCAAAAAUACAACCAGUAUGCAAUUAAUAAAUGAUGAAUUGGACAUGAUUGACCUCGAGGAGGAAAUGAAAAAGCUUAAAUUUGGUAAAUCGAAACCAAACAGAUACGUUUUGGUCACGUUGUCUACAAUAGGUUGCGGUAAGACUACGACUUCUGUAGGAGUAUCCAAUUUAUUUCCUGAAAUAAUUGAACAUAUUCAGAAUGACAAUAUUCAAUCUCCUGGAAAAGAUAAGUUAGUACUCGCUGCAUUGGAAGUUUUGAGCAGAAAACCUGUGGUUAUUAUGGAUAAAAAUAAUCACAAAACUGUUGAGCGGAAACAAAUUUUUGACGGAUUCCAAAGGCUAAACAAUACUAUUCCCAAAUCAAAGUUGAAAUUCAUCUGUCUAAAUUUCAUUCAAAGACCUCCUAAAGGUGAUAAAGAUUUGUGGGACUUAACUAGAGAGAGAGUUUAUAACAGGGGUGAUUCUCACCAAUCGAUUAAGGUAGAAAAAGAUGGAAUUGGAAAUGCUGAAAAAAUCAUGAGAGGAUUCAUUAGUAGAUUCCAACCGCUCAACACGACCACUGAACCAGAUUGUAAUUUUGACUACAUUAUUGACUUGGAUGUUCAUCAAGAUAAUUCUAGUUUGCAAAACAUGAAAAAAAUCGUGACAGCCCUACAAAGCUGUACUGAGGAUUUAGAUCUCAAAACUCCAACUGAAGCCGAUUAUGUUAAAGCUUUUGAGAAAGCCAAGCUUUACAAACCAACCUUUUCUAAGAAGAUUAGUGCAACAAAGAGAAAACCGGUCUAUUUUGCUAUUGAUGUUCCCCAAAAGGAGAUUAUCAUGAAUUUGAUGAAUACAUUCAACAUUGAUUUUUUUAACAGAUUAGUUAAGGGUAGAAGAGUCCAGCAAGAUUUCCACGUAACCUUAGUCCAUUCCGCAAUGAGAAAGCAAAAUGAUACAAAAAAGGAAUUUUGGGAUACUUACAGUAACAUAUUUAAGUCUGAUAUUUCGAGGUUUGCAGAUACCAAAACAGACAUACCUCAAAACAAAAGAUGUUUUUUGUCAGGAGAGUACAGUGCAGAUAUUCAAUUAGAGAAGGUAGUCUGGGACUCGAAAGCAAUGUGUAUACAAGUUAAGAUUUUAGGCUUUCAGCUGAAAGAUGAGCCAAUAAAACUUCCAUGUGGUAUCGACUUUUCACAUCUAACAAUCGGGACUAUUGAUAAAAAUUUUCCACCAGUUCUUUCUGGAGUCAUGCUCAAACAUUUGUAUGGUGAUGAAAAAGAGGUGAGCAAGAUACAAGAGAUCAAGUUAUCUGAAGAGAUAGUUCUUACCCGGUUACCGUUGUACGUAUUCAUGAAUUGA